UUACAAAUAUUCCACGGCUCCACGCUUAUAGUUAAUUGUUAAUUGUUAUUUCAGUUGCAAUAACGCAUUAUUCAUAAAGUAUAAUGAUUGACUAUCAAAUAAUGAAGUAAUGGAUACCACAAACUUCAUCACCAUAGAGGAACUUUACUGUUAUUCUAUAUCUUAUAGCAACUAGCAAUCAAGGUGGAUCUCAAUAGCAAUUAACGAAAAGCUUUUUUUAUAUAAAAAGUUGAAAGACUGAAAACGAUUUAAGAUGUCUUUGGCAGAAGAGUUACUUGCAGAUUUGGAAGAGGAUGGCUUUGAUGAUGUUGAGCCAAUGAUCAUACAAGAAGAGACUUCCAAUGAACUGCAAGAAAAUACUUUAAUUCCUAAACAAACUGGUAAUUUUUGUAAGAUAUAUUGUUUGCAUACAUGCAAUAAUAAUUUUUUAAAUCAUUUUGUAGAUUUAAAAAAUACUAAAAUUCGUGAUCUUGCUAAAUUACGAGAUUCAGAGCGUUUAGUAAAUAUAAUGCAGCAAAUAGAUAUAUUUCAGAAUAGACAAAGGAGACCUGAAGAUGAAUUAGGACCUGUAGAGUCUGAUCCAGAAUAUCUCUUGAUCGUAGAUGCAAACAAUUUGAUUGUAGAAAUGGAUGAUGAGAUUUUAAUCAUACAUAAAUUUGUUCGCGAUAAAUAUUCAAAACGUUUUCCAGAGUUAGAGUCCUUAGUUGUUGGCCCAUUAGAAUAUGUACAGACAGUUAAAGAACUAGGCAAUACACUCGAACAAUCAAAAAAUAAUGAAGUACUUCCAACAUUUCUUACUCAAGCUACUAUUAUGGUUGUUUCUGUUACUGCUUCAACUACACAAGGACAACUUUUAAAUGAAAAUGAACUUUUUGAAGUUCGAGAAGCUUGUGAUAUGGCUAUUGACCUUAAUAAAUUAAAAUUGAAAGUUUAUGAAUACGUUGAGAGUAGAAUGACAUACAUAGCACCUAAUCUUUCUGUUAUUGUUGGUGCAUCAACGGCUGCAAAAAUUAUGGGUGUAGCCGGAGGGUUGACAAAUUUAUCAAAAAUGCCAGCAUGCAAUGUUUUACUAUUAGGUUCUCAAAAAAAACUUUUAUCUGGUUUUUCACAAGUCAACACAAUGCCACAUACGGGUUUUAUUUUUCAUUGCUCUUUAGUACAAAACAAUCCACCAGAUUUACGAAGAAAAGCAGCUAGGCUUGUUGCAACCAAAAGUACGUUAGCUGCAAGAGUUGAUGCUGCACACGAGAGUCUUGAUGGACAUAUAGGAAUGACAUUAAAAGAAGAUAUUGAAAAAAAAUUGGAUAAAUUAACGGAACCACCUCCAGUUAAAUUUAUUAAGCCUCUACCCAAGCCGAUAGAUCCGGGUCGAAAGAAGCGAGGUGGUAAAAGAGUACGCAAAAUGAAGGAACGUUAUGCUGUUACAGAGUUACGUAAACAAGCAAACAGAAUGAAUUUUGCAGAUAUUGAAGAUGAUGCAUAUCAAGAAGAUUUAGGUUAUACUCGAGGAACCAUUGGAAAAUCAGGAACUGGAAGAAUUCGUCAUGCCCAAGUUGAUGAAAAAACAAAAGUGCGGAUUUCAAAAACACUUCAAAAAAAUUUACAAAAACAGCAAGCAUGGGGUGGUGCAACUUCAGUUAAAAAACAAGUAUCUGGUACUGCAUCUAGUGUAGCCUUCACCCCUCUUCAAGGAUUAGAAAUUGUGAAUCCACAAGCAGCUGAAACCAAAAAUUCUGGAAUAAAUUCAGCAAGAUAUUUUUCCAAUACUGCAAGUUUUGUGAACAUACAUAAUAAACAAUAAUAGAACCUAAAUGUUUUUUAUUUAUGUAAUAAAUAACUAUUUUUUUUUAAUUAAUUAUUUUGUGAAUGUGAAAAUAUCAAAUUAUGAUUCUAAUAAACAAUGUUCUACAUACAAAG
This is a messenger RNA of Melanaphis sacchari, 1917 nucleotides long. It is a transcript of the gene Prp31, whose product is annotated as U4/U6 small nuclear ribonucleoprotein Prp31. NCBI's taxonomy places the organism in Eukaryota, Metazoa, Arthropoda, Insecta, Hemiptera, Aphididae. The transcript has 9 exons. The coding region runs from base 254 to 1801 and encodes 515 amino acids. The record is from RefSeq and is a predicted model, not a curated record. Gene Ontology annotation, biological process: spliceosomal tri-snRNP complex assembly; mRNA splicing, via spliceosome. Gene Ontology annotation, cellular component: precatalytic spliceosome; U4/U6 x U5 tri-snRNP complex; U4 snRNP.